Messenger RNA from Vicia villosa (hairy vetch), 1330 nucleotides. RefSeq names its product polyubiquitin 11-like. Gene Ontology annotation, cellular component: cytoplasm; nucleus. Gene Ontology annotation, molecular function: ubiquitin protein ligase binding; protein tag activity. Gene Ontology annotation, biological process: modification-dependent protein catabolic process; protein ubiquitination. The transcript has 2 exons. NCBI's taxonomy places the organism in Eukaryota, Viridiplantae, Streptophyta, Magnoliopsida, Fabales, Fabaceae. The coding region runs from base 69 to 1235 and encodes 388 amino acids. The record is from RefSeq and is a predicted model, not a curated record.
CAUUCAUUCUUUUUCCAAUUCAAAAUUCUAAAGCUCUUUCUUCUUGUUGGAAAAAUCUACGAUUCAAGAUGCAAAUCUUUGUGAAAACAUUGACCGGCAAAACUAUCAUCCUUGAGGUUGAGAGUUCAGAUACUAUUGAUAACGUGAAAGCUAAGAUUCAUGACAAGGAGGGUAUUCCAGCGGAUCAACAAAGGCUUAUUUUUGCAGGGAAACAGCUUGAAGAUGGAAGGACACUAGCUGAUUAUAACAUCCAGAAGGAAUCCACUCUCCAUUUGGUUUUGAGGCUCCGUGGCGGUAUGCAAAUUCUUAUAAGGCACUCUACUUUUAAGACCUUCUUAACUUUGGAGGUAGAAAGUUCUGAUAAAAUUAUGAGUGUGAAGGAGAAAAUUCAGGAGAAACAGGGAAUUCCCACAGACCAACAGAGGCUAAGUUUCGCUGGGAAGGAAUUGGAAGAUGGUCGCACCCUUGCUGAUCACAACAUCCAGAAUGAAUACACUCUCACUCUAGCUUUGAGGCGUCGUCGGGGCAUGGAAAUUCUUGUAAGUAACUUUAUUACCGAUACCACCAUGACUUUGGAGGUAGAAAGUUCUGAUAAAAUUGUGAGUGUGAAGGAGACAAUUCAGGAGAAACAGGGAAUUCCCAAAUACCAACAGAGGCUAAUUUUCGCUGGGAAGGAAUUGGAAGAUGGUCGCACCCUGGCUGAUUACAACAUCCAGAAGGAAUACACUCUCGAUCUAGUUUUGAGGCGUCCUCGGGGCAUGGAAAUUCUUGUAAGGAACUAUACUAAUAUGACCAUCAUAACUUUGGAGUUAGAAAGUUGUGAUACAAUUGAGAGUGUGAAGGAGAAAAUUCAGAAAAAAGAGGGAAUUCCAUCAGACCAACAGAGGCUAAUAUUCGAUGGGAAGGAAUUGGAGGAUGGUCGCACCCUUGCCGAUUACAACAUCCAGAAGGAAUCUACUAUCGCUCUAGUUUCGAGGCGCAUGGAAAUUCCUUCUACUCUCGCUCUAGUUUCGAGGCGCAUGGAAAUUAUUGUUAAGAUCUAUACUACUAAAAAGAAGAUAACUUUGGAGGUAGAAAGUUGUGAUACAAUUGGGAGUGUGAAGGCCAAAAUUCAGGAAAAAGAGGGAAUUCCAUCGGACCAGUCACUAAUUUUCAAUGGGAAGACAUUAAAGGAUAGUCGUACUCUGGCGGAUUAUAAUAUCCAGAAUGGAUCGAAACUACAUAUAACUGGAUAAGGAGGGAAUUUUAUUUUUAUAUGUCUAAGUCUUUUAUUUUUUCUUUUUCGUUAACUUGACUUCACGCUUUUGCCAUUUUAAUAAAACUUUCAAUU